Molecule: messenger RNA, 3425 nt
Organism: Styela clava
Lineage: Eukaryota; Metazoa; Chordata; Ascidiacea; Stolidobranchia; Styelidae
Source: RefSeq, a predicted model, not a curated record
CUACAAAGCAUUAAUCCACUAUCAGCAAAAAUGUUCUUUACGGAUAAAAUCACGAGAAAUUGUUGAAAAUCUGGUACGGUCUGCCCUCGUUGUACUGAAAACCAAAUCGGCAUCGCUUCACUAUGAGAGCAUGGUGUCUCUACUUUACUCUUGUGGCGUUGAUGUUGGAAACAUUGGCCAUGGCAGAAAAAUCUUCAAUGAUUUGAUUCAUUCAUUUCAGUGUUAUGCCCUGCGGGCGCUGAAUAAAAUACUUUUGAAAAAUCUGCCCUCUACAGGAUUACCCCCCCCCCCCCCCCACUUUGCUUCGACAUCAGACAAAUCUACUCCAGGUCGGACAACAAAUCAAGCUGUGAUGAUUUUGACUAUGAUUAAGGGCAAAAAAACAGCAUUUCCAAUUGCAGCACCUCCAGUUUAUAACGUUUCGCCAACUGGAGAAAUAGCAGGCGGAACUUCGUCAGAUCUUGCUUCUCAAGUGAUAGACGCGAUUAAAAAAGAAGUUGCAUUGCCGAAUUCAAAUUUAUCGAGCUUGGUUUCACAUCAGGCUGAUGGCCAAUACCAGGCUACACAAUUCCGUAAAACUCUUAUGGAAGCAGUUGGUAUGGACGAAAGACCAAACAAUGCUGAUAUUUUUUUCGUGGUUGUAUGGGACGUUGCUCAUUGGUUUAAUCUCUGCAUGGAAGAAUUGAAAGACAAAAACUCUUCGUUGAUCAGCAGACUGUCCUCUAGAUGCAACCGCUUCAACGUAAUGUUUUCGCUUGGCCGAGGAUUUGCGGAAUACCAGGGGGUAUCAAAAGAACUAAAUUUGCCGGUCCAUGUCACUCAAACAAUCUCGACCACCAGAUUUGCGACCAGUGCUUUUCGCCAGUUCAAACAUAUUUACAGUGAUUACUCAGUGUUAGUGGAGACCUUCCGGAAGACAAGGGAAUCAGAUGACGAUUGCGACCAAACUAAAUUUAUGGUUCGUGGCCGUGAUUUCGUCAUCGAUUUGUGCGGAGUUAUAGACGUCCUCUCGCUGCCAAUGGAAAUAAUGACUCGUUCACAAGCCGUCUAUUAUUGUUUGUGGGACAUUGUUUCAUGGUGGCCAUCGAUACAGAAAAAGUUGAAAGACCAAUUAAAUAAUUUGGAAAAAAACAUUGCUGGGGAGGAAGAGUUAAAUCCUUCUCUGUUCCCAGAAUUAACGAAACAUUGGAAUAAAUUAUCGUCAUCCGAUAUCGAGCAGUGUACUUUUCAGAACACACCACUGUUGGAAGGGUGGAUGGUAACAGCCGAAAAUGCCACCAAGUCUCGCAAGACCUUCACAUGGACCGCCCGUUCACCGGAAGAUUGUCUUAUUGAUCUUAAACUUUUAUGCGAAGAGACAAUCAACAUAACAAGCAAACGGUAUAAGAAAAGCGUUCCUGCUGCAGCAGAAAUACUGAAAAAAUGCCUUGAUGUAGAAGUGAUUUUUGAGGAACUCGAAAAAUGCGACUGUGUCCUAUAUGCCGAUAAUUUAGUCCAAUUGAGACAACUUGGCUCUAGUGAGUUUUCCAUGUUUUUUGAAUAUGUAUGUUCACUGCCCCACAUUAAAGAAUUAUCAAAUAGAGAGCGACACCUUUUACUCAAUCCACAUUUGGCUGAAGACGUUUUCACAAAAUUUAAAAUUGCAAUCCACAAAGUAAUUUUUCAUGAUAUGGCAAAUUGUAGAUCCGAUUGGUUCCCUGUAGUUGGCGGGGCAAAAUUACCGGAAAAUUGUAAACCCCAGAACUUUUCUCUCCUUAAAGUCGAAAAUUCCAUUAAUAAUAUAUAUAAUUUCAAAUUUGAAAAUGAUUAUCAGUGCACAUUUGAUCGACAGCGAUUCCACGAGAGCUUAUAUUGCAACGACUUGCUCUACUCUGCGAUUGGGUCAGAGUUCUGUAUCGCAAUGGAUAUUGGAAUAAACCUGGGUGGCUCGGAAGCCGUGGUUGAAUCCUUUUACUCCGUAAUGAAAACCCAUCAACAGUCCGGCGGACAGAGUAAUGAGACACUUGCCAGGAGAACAAUUGUCGACUGGCAAUUCCCCAUGCCUGCCCAAUGCCCACAUACCAUCCGCGAAGUUGCAAAGUUGUACUUAGACGGAGAUCAGGAAAGAGAUCUUGCGAAACAUCGUCUACCUGUUUUCAUGGACAGCAGAGGACGGGCGAAGCAGUACCGAUCAUCGAGCAAGGUUCUAGAUCGUGUAACUGAGAAGUCCGAUUCCGCUGUCCUUGCGCCCGAGGACCAAAAAUAAUUAUACCACGAAUCUUUUCAGCGUUGCUCAUAGCACAUAACCUAAAAACUAUAUAUUACAUCCCAUGCUUUCCCCGAUAUUGUUUGUUAGUCAUCUUUUAUUAUUUUGUAUAAGCAUUUUAUCCGCGUUUUAAUAAAUGUAAUAUAGAUAAGUACUGUGCCUGAAUUUUUUCCCUCGCACCAAUAUUUUUUCCUAUACAUUUUCUUAGACUUCUUUGAGAUUUUCUAUGUCGUCGUUUCAUGAAUGUACCAAAAAUAUAAACUGUAUCUGAUUUUUCACCUCGCACCAUUUUUCCUAAAACCGUUUUCUCUUAUUUCUGUAAGAAUUUGUCGGAGCGUCAUACAUAUAAUAAAAAUAUGUACGUGGCUGGAUUUUUUGCCCCAGCAUCCUUUUCUCCUGAAUGCAUUUUUCCUUGAACUUCUGUUACUGCUUUUCUGAUAUAACAUGCACCUUUUCUUAGAAAACGUUUUGUUACAUUUUUGUGACGGGCCGUCAUAAAUGCAAUAAAAUAUGUACUGUGCCUAAUUUUUGCCCUCGCACCUAUUUUUUCUUGAUUUCUGUGUGUGUUAUCGAUUAUUACAAUCGUAUUGAAUGAGCAUAAACUAUAUCCAUAUAGUUCGUCAUCCAUUCGUCAAAUGUUUUCCAUUGUUUUUGAAAGUUCGGGUACAGGAUAGAAUUUAUCUCGAUGAAUGGGAACGCCGAGAACACGACUUGAUCAUAUGGCGAACCAGUCAUACCAGUUCAUGUCGGGUAUGGGAUUAGUUAAUUACAUGUUCAAGAUGCGCAGGCUUGGUGGUGGGGAAAGGGGUAGUCGACGAUCGGUUGCGAAGAAUUCAAAAAUCUUAUCGCACAAUUUAAUUAUUCCUACAGGACCUGCGAACCCACGCAGGGUAAUCAGAGGUGCGAUGUUAAUUAAGCGCAUUUCUAACGUGUAGCACGAUGCACCACACCGUCGAGUCGAGUAUAAAACGUCGUUUUCGUUACGCAUUUUUCGGUCGGCCCAAAUCUUGCAACCUAGUGUAUAGUCGGCAUUUGUGGAGCUACAAUUCGUUGGUAUCUUUUUAUUACUGGAUUAUUGAUUUAAGCACCAUUUUAGCCAGUUUUAACAAAACGGUGAAAACCGUUAAAAACCACUAGAAAGCUUGCCAAGACGUUGAAAAAACGUGAAAAACCACUACAA